AUGCCAAAAAGAAAGCGGAAUGGCCAAUCGAGCUUACAUGAUGUGUUCAGCAAGUAUUGCGACGAAGUUUUUAGGGCCUUGAAGACCUCGAAGGGCUUUGAGAGGCAGCGUCUUAGUAAGAGGCUGCGUGACCCAGGUAUCACGCCGGACAAGAUCCAUCGCCUCGAAAGAGAAAUUGCAGUUCUUAAGUCUCUCGACUUACAUCAAACCGCGCGCGCGCACCUUCAACUGUCGUUGCUAAAGAUCAAGUCAAUCGCUUCUUCAACAGACCUGCCGGAGGAGUUGCGGCGGGAAGUAUCGAAGCCCGAUUUACCGGAAGAGGAGAAAAUAGCGCUUCAUAAUGUCACGAGUGGAUUGUAUAAUAAGGAACCUGUGAAGCAGGCCGUGGGCCGGGCUGUCAAGGCUGUCUGUGGUGUAUUAAACGUUCCCUUUCCAGAGAACGCCAAGCGGACACGCAAAACAAAGGAGAAAAGUCUGGAGGAACAGCAUUCGGAUUCCAUGGAAGGACUACCUGGCAAGACUAUAUAUGCGACCUCUACCGAAACUUUGGCGGAUAGGCUGGAUGAAGAGUCUGAAUUCGAGGGGUUUAGCGCUGACGUGGACGAUCCAGGCUCGGUGCUUGACGAACGGGAACCUGAUAGCGAUGCUGAGGCGAAGGAGGUUACUGAAUUUGACAAGAUUGAUGACUUGCUACGAAGCUCUUCUGACGAAGAGGAAGACUGGAAUAGCGACAAGUAUGCCCAAUUUCGAGGCAGGGAAACGGUCAACUUGGACGACAUUUCGGCGUCUGGUUCUGAUGAGGAGUCCGAAGCGGAAUCUGAAUCACAUGUCUCAUCUCAAUGUCGCUCUUCUCCCGGAAAAAAGCAGAACAAGGACAAAAAGGCUUCCACUACGCAAGGUCUUGUCAGGGAUUCCACAUUUCUCCCAUCACUCAUGGGUGGCUAUAUUUCAGGAUCUGAGUCUGCUUCUGACAUUGAGGAAGCCAAACCAAAGAAACGCCGUGGACAGCGUGCACGUCAAGCCAUUUGGGAGCAGAAAUAUGGCUCUGAAGCCAAGCAUUUGCAGAGGCCUCACAAGAAAAGUGGCCGGGACUCGGGCUGGGACAUGCGACGGGGUGCCGUGGAUGGUGAAGGCCAGAGACGAAGGACACCUUGGAAGAAAGGGAUCCAAACCCUUGUUGUACGGAAUGACACGGGAAGCGAUGGGACAUCAGCACCGAUCACAAAGCGAGAUGACGAAGGAAAAUUGCAUCCAAGUUGGGAAGCGAGAAAAAAGGCAAAGGAGUCGCAAAAGAAGAUAGCAUUCGCUGGUUCAAAAGUCGUAUUUGACUAG
Metarhizium album ARSEF 1941 is the source of this 1332-nucleotide messenger RNA. Its product is annotated as Bud-site selection protein, BUD22. Gene Ontology annotation, cellular component: 90S preribosome; nucleus. The record is from RefSeq and is a predicted model, not a curated record. Bases 1 to 1332 code for a protein of 443 amino acids. The transcript has 2 exons. NCBI's taxonomy places the organism in Eukaryota, Fungi, Ascomycota, Sordariomycetes, Hypocreales, Clavicipitaceae. Gene Ontology annotation, biological process: maturation of SSU-rRNA.